This is a messenger RNA of Pundamilia nyererei, 1513 nucleotides long. RefSeq names its product lipid droplet associated hydrolase (gene ldah). The coding region runs from base 159 to 1145 and encodes 328 amino acids. Gene Ontology annotation, cellular component: lipid droplet. The transcript is spliced from 7 exons. The record is from RefSeq and is a predicted model, not a curated record. Gene Ontology annotation, molecular function: lipase activity. Gene Ontology annotation, biological process: lipid storage. Lineage: Eukaryota; Metazoa; Chordata; Actinopteri; Cichliformes; Cichlidae.
AUCAGCGUGCAGCAGUGCGAAGCAGGAAGCGGUUGAAAGCGAGCAGCACCUGCAUGGAGAGGAUAUCGUAGUACUUAUUCGUAAUUGUUCUGAAAGACUGGAACCUUUGGACCUGCUGAUACACCUGUGAUACACCUGCGUGUCUGUCCUCGGGGCUGAUGAUGGACCCACCACACACAGACUUCUUCUACUGCUGCGGAGCCGCCACUGAGCUGCUCAGGUUUGGAUCCUGCCCCCUAACCUCUGCACACAAGGUGCUCUUCCUCAUCAUCCCAGGUAACCCAGGUGUGGUGGGCUUCUACAGGACCUUCAUGCAGACGCUCCACAGCAGGUGUGGCUACCAGCACCCGGUGUGGGCCGUAAGCCACGCCGGCCACUGCGCUCCUCCGGCCUCCAUGGACAUGAUCGAAGACGGCGCCUCAGCGGCGGAGGACGACGUGUUCGGUCUGGACGGGCAGGUCGAACAUAAGCUGGCUUUCCUCAGGAAUCACGUUCCCAGAGAAACCAGCCUGGUCCUGAUUGGUCACUCCAUCGGCUGCUACAUCAUUCUGGAGAUGAUGAAGAGAAAUCCUGAGAGGAAGGUCCUGAAGGCGCUGCUGCUGUUUCCCACCAUCGAGCGCAUGGCUCAGAGCCCUCAGGGGAAGGUCAUGACCCCCGUGCUGUGUCACAUGCGUUACGUGGUCUACCUGCCCCUCUUCCUGCUCUCGCUGCUGCCCGACAGGCUCAAAGUCGGCCUCAUCAGACUGAUGCUGGGGGGAAUCCGCUCUCUGGACCUCACUGUGGUGCAGCCCACCCUGGGUCUGCUCAGUGGAGACUCUGCAGCCAAUGCCAUGUACCUGGGCGGGCAGGAAAUGAGGAAAGUUCUAAAAAGAGAUGACACGACUAUCGGGAAACAUCUCGACAAGCUGAUAUUUUAUUACGGCGCGACCGACCACUGGUGCCCGGUGCACUAUUAUCACGACAUCAAGCGGGACUUUCCGCUCGGCGACUUCAAGCUGUGUGAAAACGGCUUCCGUCACGCCUUCGUGCUGGACGCCGGACGAGAAGUCGCCGAAAUGGUGUUUGAAUGGAUCCGUGAAGAUUUACGGAGCCGAGUUCCCGGUGACCAAAACACUUUAUUCGGUGCCUCAGCUGGACGUUUGUAACGAGACCACAGAGCCGAACCAGAGGUUCACGUUGUCUUUGUGUAAUAAGAUGUGCAGGCGUGGAAGCUGUACAAGUUUGUGCUCAGUGAAAACACUAAACACAGCAUCAGGCUUCAGGGGCCACAUGCUUCCAACUCUUAUAUCCUGGCUAAUCAUAUAAAAAUGUACAACGAUGGCAUGAGGGCGCUCAUCAUAGAGACCAAACAUUUAUUAAAGUUUAGAAAAUUUACAGUGAAAUUUCAAAGAAGUCCAGAUGAAGCCGCAGAUGUGAGGAACAGUAUUUUUAAUGCAUGUGAAAUAACUGCUGUAAUAUUAACUGUUGUUUAUAAUUGUGGGAAUAAAUGAAAACUUAAUUUAUUAAACACACA